Messenger RNA from Guillardia theta CCMP2712, 1091 nucleotides. RefSeq lists its product as hypothetical. The coding region runs from base 6 to 1091 and encodes 361 amino acids. The transcript is spliced from 12 exons. Gene Ontology annotation, molecular function: RNA endonuclease activity. NCBI's taxonomy places the organism in Eukaryota, Cryptophyceae, Pyrenomonadales, Geminigeraceae. The record is from RefSeq and is a predicted model, not a curated record. Gene Ontology annotation, cellular component: nucleolus. Gene Ontology annotation, biological process: endonucleolytic cleavage of tricistronic rRNA transcript (SSU-rRNA, 5.8S rRNA, LSU-rRNA); ribosome biogenesis.
AGACGAUGUCGAAGAAUCAGAGCCUGAACUUCAAAGGAUGUUCUAUCUUCCGCUACAGGAUCAUUGCAUCCACACUGACAGGAAAGGCCAUUCGGAUCUCGGACAUCCGUGCUAACACUGAGUCCCCUGGCCUCCGGGAUUUCGAGGCUUCGUUCCUUCGGAUGAUAGAGAAGCUGUCCAACGGCUGUAUGAUUGAGAUCAACGACACGGGAACAAAGAUGCGAUACAAGCCAGGAGUACUGGUCGGAGGGACUGGACUAGAACAUGACUGCGGGAAGACUAGAGGUAUUGGAUGGUUCCUCGAAGCCUUGCUGUGUAUAGCUCCGUUCGCCAAGAACCCAGUCGCUAUCACUCUUACAGGCAUCACCAACGAGGAGACAAGCCUGUGCGUUGACACGCUGAGAACUGUCACCAUGCCGCUGCUGAAGCACUUCGGAAUCUCCGAAGGGCUUGAGCUGAGAGUUCUCAAGCGAGGAGCGCGACCCAACGGCGGCGGAGAAGUUCUGUUCAGAUGCCCCGUCGUGAAGACUCUGAAGCCCGUAAACCUGGUCAACAUCGGACACGUCAGGAGAGUUCGCGGGGUGGCGUACGCCUCUAAGGUUUCUCCUCAAGUCCCCAAUCGUGUCGUCGACUCAGCCAAGAGCAUCUUGAACAAGGUCUUGCCCGACGUGUAUGUCUACACCGAUCAUUUCAAAGGCAACAACGCCGGGAACAGCUCGGGCUAUGGUGUAAGCCUCGUCGCUGAGACGACGAACGGCUGCCUGUACGGGGCAGAAGCGUGUGCAGAGGGAGGACAGAUUCCCGAGGACGUCGGGCUCAUAGCAGCUAAGCGGCUGCUACAAGAAGUUUCACAAGGAGGCUUCGUGGACACUUCCAACCAGGGGAUCGUGCUGUUGCUUGCGGUGUGUUGUCCAGAGGAUGUCUCGAGAGUUCGACUGGGUCGGCUCUCGCCCAACACGAUCAAACUGCUGAGGAUGAUUCGCGAUGUCUUCGGUGUGGUUUACCGGAUCAAGGCAGACGACGCUACCAAAUCUCUUGUGCUCUCUUGUGUGGGGGUUGGCUUCAAGAACAUGGCGAAGGGCAUUGCUUAA